AUGAUAGUCUCUCGACGGAGCUAUAUGCUCCCCACAAUCAUUCUCAUAUGCCUUACAUACAUUCUUUUCUCUAGUCUGCCGCCCGGUGCGCGGACACCACAUGGUCAUCAUCAUCAUCAUCAUAAGCAACACCUAGACGAAGAGCCGCCGCACAAAAACACCCGGUUUCGUUGGGUGAAGCAUGUCGAACAAUUCCCAAUCUCAAAAUACAUUCCUCUUCCCACCGCUCCGUCGUCUCCGAUCCCACGGAUCCAAUAUAAAUUCCCCAGAGAGUCGUGGUUCGCACGAUGGGGAAGAACGAGAAGGCAGCGUGCCGUCAAAAAGGCUUUCAAGCAUGCGUGGAAAGGAUACAAGGAGAAUGCCUGGUUGCGGGACGAACUGUCGCCCCUCAGUGGUGGUCAUCGCGAGACAUUUGCGGGCUGGGCAGCCACCUUGGUUGAUUCUCUGGAUACACUUGUCAUUAUGGACCUCAUGGAUGAAUUCGAGGAGGCACUGGAAGCAAUCGAACAGAUUGACUUUACGACUACAGAUGCUAUCCAGAUCAACGUUUUCGAGACCAACAUUCGGUACCUAGGUGGGCUCCUUGGUGCCUACGACUUGACUCAUGGUAAAUAUCCGAUUCUCCUGCAGAAGGCAACCGAGAUCGCCGAUAUGAUCUAUGGAUGUUUCGACACUCAUAACAGAAUGCCGCAAUCGCGGUGGGAAUGGACCAGAUCCGCGGGAGGUUUGAACAUCGAGGCGAGCCGAAACACCAUUCUUGCAGAAAUUGGGUCCUUGAACUUGGAGUUCACACGGAUGUCUCAACUGACCAAAGAUCCCAAGUACUUUGAUGCCAUCCAAAGGAUCGCAAAUUUCCUGGAAGAAGAGCAGCCAAAGACCAAAGUUCCGGGGAUGUGGCCCAUGAUGGUCAAUGCUCGGGACUUGGAGCUUGCUGAUCCCCGAUUUACCAUCGGAGGAAUGGCCGACUCGACCUACGAGUACCUCCCGAAGGAGCACAUGCUGCUUGGGGGACAGACGAACCAAUACCGUAAAAUGUACGACUCUUUCAUGGGGGCGAUGAAAAGUCGCCUUCUUUUCCGUCCGAUGACCGAGGAUGGUCGCGAUAUCCUCUUCGCGGGAAACCUCCAUGCCGGCGCCAGCAAAAUAAACAUGGAGCCCCAGUGGGAGCACCUCAAGUGCUUCUUAGGUGGCACUGUGGGCAUCGGCUCCAAGGUGUUUGACCGGCCAGAAGAACUGUCUAUCGCGCGGAAGUUGGUUGAUGGGUGCAUCUGGGCGUAUGAUGUCAUGCCAACCGGGAUCAUGCCCGAGAUUCUGCAUCUUACAGUGUGCAAGGAGGGUAGAAGCUGCAAGUUGUCCCAGAACUCCCACUCGAGCUCAGAUGCCGAGUCCAUUGCCCAGGGUAAGAAGUUGCCGCCAGGCGUGGCUGAUAUUCCGGAUCCCCAGUAUCUCCUAAGACCCGAGGCCAUCGAGUCCGUCUUCAUCAUGUACCGGAUCACGGGAGACAACUCUUUGCAAGACUCCGCGUGGAGGAUGUUCCAAAACAUCGAGCGGAUGGCACGGACUGCCUAUGGCCAUGCGGCAAUCGCAGACGUUCGGGACCCCGAGUCGCCACUGAUGGACUACAUGGAGAGUUUCUGGCUGGCAGAAACUUUGAAAUACUUCUAUCUCACCUUCUCUGAGCCCGAUCUCGUGAACCUCGACGAAUAUGUUCUGAACACCGAAGCACAUCCAUUUAGACGCCCAUCUGCUUAUGUGUAA
This is a messenger RNA of Aspergillus heteromorphus CBS 117.55, 1758 nucleotides long. RefSeq names its product glycoside hydrolase family 47 protein. Gene Ontology annotation, molecular function: mannosyl-oligosaccharide 1,2-alpha-mannosidase activity; calcium ion binding. Lineage: Eukaryota; Fungi; Ascomycota; Eurotiomycetes; Eurotiales; Aspergillaceae. The record is from RefSeq and is a predicted model, not a curated record. Gene Ontology annotation, biological process: N-glycan processing; carbohydrate metabolic process. Gene Ontology annotation, cellular component: endoplasmic reticulum; Golgi membrane. The coding region runs from base 1 to 1758 and encodes 585 amino acids. The transcript is spliced from 4 exons.